UCCAGACCUCAGGAGGACCCAUCACCCACCCAGAAAACUCAGACACAACUGGCCCGUGGAGAUGAUGUGUAACCUGCUCCUAUCAUGGACCUUCCUGCUGGUAGCCUCUGGCUCGCUAUUGGCCCAUCCCAUCACAGACUCUGCAGAGAUGCCCUACCUGGGUCCUGUAUCUCUGGAGGAUGGUGGUGCAGGUAGUCCAGACGAGCUGUCUUUCUCUGAGCAGACAUACCUGCCCCAGUCUGGCCCUGGACUCAGAUACUCAUCCUUACUGUCUGGAGAGCUGAGCAGAGAUGGUCUCAGUGCAGCUGGACUACUACCAAGACAGAUGAAGACAGAUGUGUUGCUGGAGAAACAGAGUCACCUAAGUCCCGUCAGUCGCUUCUUUGGCAUCAGGAAGCCAUUCAGAAAGAGAGGAGGCAACUCAGAGUGUUUCUGGAAGUACUGUGUCUAACACAGUCAACCGUCCUUAGAGAAAUGCAUUCCCACCGUACACUAUGACAAAGCGAUGGGGCUUGUACUGAGACACAACCCCUCUAUUGCACA
Oncorhynchus nerka (sockeye salmon) is the source of this 543-nucleotide messenger RNA. RefSeq names its product urotensin-2-like. Gene Ontology annotation, cellular component: extracellular region. Bases 62 to 451 code for a protein of 129 amino acids. The transcript has 4 exons. Gene Ontology annotation, molecular function: hormone activity. NCBI's taxonomy places the organism in Eukaryota, Metazoa, Chordata, Actinopteri, Salmoniformes, Salmonidae. The record is from RefSeq and is a predicted model, not a curated record. Gene Ontology annotation, biological process: blood vessel diameter maintenance; regulation of blood pressure.